Merops nubicus (carmine bee-eater) is the source of this 726-nucleotide messenger RNA. Its product is annotated as protein FAM3D-like. Bases 1 to 726 code for a protein of 241 amino acids. The transcript has 8 exons. The record is from RefSeq and is a predicted model, not a curated record. Lineage: Eukaryota; Metazoa; Chordata; Aves; Coraciiformes; Meropidae.
AUGCUCCAGUCCCCAAGAGGUGCUGCUGCUGCUCUCACCUGGUUCCCCCUGGCCCUUGCAGGGGUGAUCCGGUACACGGCACUCUUCCUCGUGCUGCUGGGCACGUGGUUCAUCGUCCAGACGUACUUCGACCGGAGCUGGAAAACCAUCAGCCUGAGAAGCUGGCUCGGUGCCACGGACAAGCCCAGCAGCAAGCAGCCACCCCAGCACAAGUGUGGGAACCACAAGAGCUGCCGCCAGAACUACUUUGCCUUCAAGAUCAUCAGUGGUGCUGCAAACGUGGUGGGACCGUCCAUCUGCUUCGACGGCGCCAUCCUCAUGAGCAGUGUGAAAAACAACGUUGGCAGAGGCCUGAACAUUGCGCUGGUGAAUGGAACAAGUGGGCAGCUCCUGAGGACAGACACCUUCGACAUGUACUCCGGAGAUAUCAACAAACUGGAUACCUUCCUCCAACAGAUCAAGCACGGCACCAUCGUGUUGACAGCCAGCUACGAUGACGCUGCCACAAAGAUGAACAACAAAGUACGGGCACAUUUUGAAGAACUAGGAAGCAGCCACGUGAGCAAGCUGGGCUUCCGGGACAACUGGGUCUUCUUGGGAGCAAAAGGGCUGAAGAACAAGAGCCCAUUUGAAGAGCACAUCAAAAAUGAUAAGAAGACAAACAAAUAUGAUGGCUGGCCUGAGCUGCUGGAGAUGGAAGGCUGUGCCCCCAGGAAGAUGGACUAG